Molecule: messenger RNA, 1623 nt
Organism: Adineta ricciae
Lineage: Eukaryota; Metazoa; Rotifera; Eurotatoria; Adinetida; Adinetidae
Source: the annotation of a GenBank genome assembly
AUGGCUAGUGCAGAAUAUUCCAGUGUUGUUCAGCCGUUAUUAACAGAUUUAUAUCAAAUAUCUAUGGCUUAUGCUUAUUGGAAAAAUAACAAACAUCAGGAUGAAUCAGCAUUCGAUCUUUAUUUUCGGAAAAAUCCAUUUGACGGUGAAUUUACGUUAUUUGCUGGCUUGGAAGAAUGCUUGAAAUUUGUACGUGAUUAUCGAUUUCAACCGAGCGAUAUUGAUUAUCUUCGUACAGUCCUACCGAGUUAUGUUGAGAAUGAAUUUUAUGAAUAUUUAAUUCAACUCGACAUGAAAGAUAUCAAAAUCUAUUCAAUUCCUGAAGGUUCUGUUGUUUUUCCUCGUAUUCCAUUACUACGUAUUGAAGGACCGAUAAUCAAAGCACAAUUACUCGAGACAACACUCUUGGCGUUGGUUAACUUUGCAAGUUUAGUAGCAACGAAUGCUGCACGAUUUCGUGCAACAACAGGAUCUGAUAAAACAUUUCACGAAUUCGGUCUUCGACGUGCGCAAGGUCCUGAUGGUGCUCUGAGUGCUUCGAAAUAUUGUUAUCUCGGCGGAUUUGAUGGAACAUCGAAUGUACUUGCAGGAAAACUUUUUGGAAUUCCAGUUAAAGGAACUCAUGCACAUGCCUAUGUCAGUUCGUAUAAAACAAUGGAUGACUUAAAACUUCGUGAACUUCGUGAUCAAACAACAGGCGAAGUUCGACCAUUUGCACAAAUGUGUGUUGAUUAUUUGGAAAAACUGGUGCCAAUCCUGGGAUUUAUUCUCGACGAAGCCAAUGGUGGCGAACUAGCUGCAUUCAUCUCCUAUGCUAUUGCUUUUCCAACAGGUUUCCUAGGUUUAGUUGAUACCUACGAUGUUCUAAAAUCAGGUGUACCAAAUUUUCUUGCUGUCGCUCUCGCACUGCACGAAUGUCAUUAUCAAGCCAUCGGUCUUCGAUUAGAUUCGGGUGAUUUAGCUUAUUUGUCCUUAGAAGUCCGAGAUCGCUUCACUCGUACUUCGGUAGCGUUCAAUAUACCCACUAUCAAAACGUUAACUAUUGUGGCAAGUAACGACAUCAAUGAGAAUAUUUUAAUAUCAUUGGAAAAGCAACAACAUGCAAUUGAUACAUUUGGUAUUGGCACACACUUAGUUACUUGUCAAAAGCAGCCAGCUUUAGGUUGCGUUUAUAAAUUAGUUGAGUUAAAUGGUUCACCACGUAUCAAACUUAGUCAAGAUAUAUCAAAAGUGACUAUACCUGGCCGAAAGAAUCUCUUUCGUUUAUACGGUCAUGAUGGAAAGGCCUUAUGCGACUUGAUGACGAAGAUGGAUGAAGAAGAGCCAAAAGCUCGAACACGAAUCCUAUGUCGACAUCCAUUUCUCGAGAAAAAACGUGCGUACGUCACACCCUCGUCGGUGCAUGCCAUGUAUAAUUUAUAUUGGGCUGAUGGAGAAAUCCGGCAUCCACUGCCGACAUGGGAAGAAGCACGUAAAUUUGCGCAAGAACAAAUUCAAUCAUUACGGAAAGAUCACAUUCGAAAUUUGAAUCCAACACCGUAUAAAGUUUCAGUAACAGAUGAACUUUAUUCAUUUAUGCAUCAACUUUGGAUUGAAAGUGUGCCUAUUGGCGAACUUUCUUGA